Molecule: messenger RNA, 4302 nt
Organism: Gopherus flavomarginatus (Mexican gopher tortoise)
Lineage: Eukaryota; Metazoa; Chordata; Testudines; Testudinidae
Gene: POMK
Product: protein O-mannose kinase
Exons: 3
Coding region: 363-1424 (353 amino acids)
Biological process (GO): carbohydrate phosphorylation; protein O-linked glycosylation; protein phosphorylation
Cellular component (GO): endoplasmic reticulum membrane
Molecular function (GO): protein kinase activity; carbohydrate kinase activity; ATP binding
Source: RefSeq, a predicted model, not a curated record
CCCGGCCCGGGGACCGGCGGCUCCGCGAGCUCUGUGCGGUGCCCGCUCCGACCCGCAGCGUGAGGCGCCUGCGCCGGAGUCACGCCGGAGUCACACCGGCUCGCGGGGGUGACACACGCCGAUCGGGCCGACACGCCUCGGUUGGCAGUAACAGCCUCUCUCCAGGGGUCCCCUAAUGUCCGGCCGUCACUGAAUGCAGGGCCGGGGCGGGAGCACCCUGCCAGGCGCGGCACAGACACCAGCUCACCUGUUGACAGGACGGGAGGAGCCGGAGCCGGAGCCUGUACCAGUAGUAGCAUGGGUCUAAGGGAUCCCAAAGAAACCCAAACCCAGCGGGGUGCCAGAAUGUAGAAGAUAGCAACAUGGACAAAAAACUCCAUUACGUUAAAGAAGAGCUGCUCCGAAGGGAAAUUCCUCCAGUCUUGUUGGUGCUGCUGCUUCUCGCUGUGCUGCUCCUGAAUUUCCUUCUGUACUUGCAUCUCAACAAUUUCUCUGUCACCACCAGGCAGCCUGAUGUGGACUCAAGCCUCUGCCCGUUUGGGUACUUCAGAUUAGGACCAUUGAAAAAUUGCUCGCCGUGGCUGUCUUGUGAAACCAUAAAUACGGAAGUCAGGAAACUGAAGUGUGUUGGUGAAGGGGCUGUGAAAAAGGUCUUUCUUUCUGAAUGGAAGGAAAACAAAGUAUCCCUUUCCCAGCUCGCCAACUCAGAGCUGAAGGAAGAUUUUCUUCAUGGACUGAAGAUGAUGAAGUCUCUCCAGAGCAAGUAUGUUGUCAGACUGCUUGGCUAUUGCGAGAAGCAGUUCACAAUCCUUACCCAGUAUCACCCGUUAGGCUCCCUGAAGAGCCUGAAUGAAAUGCUGGACCUUCCCAGAUAUAAGGGCUUGAACACUUGGCAUCGCAGAUUCAUGCUCGCAAUAGACUAUGUGAGCAUCAUCCAUUAUUUGCACAACAGUCCUUUGGGCACCUUGGUAAUGUGUGAUUCCAAUAACUUGGACAAGGUGUUAUCGCAAUAUCUGCUGACAAGUGACUUUCAUGUUCUGGUGAAUGACUUGGAUGCCUUGCCUCUUGUGAACAAGAGUGCUGGCAGGCUGGUGAAGUGUGGCCAUCGGGAGCUCCAAGGCGAGUUUGUAGCUCCUGAACAGCUUUGGCCUUAUGGGGAGGAGGUGCCAUUUGAAGAUGACCUCAUGCCUCCAUACGAUGAGAAGACGGACAUAUGGAAAAUCCCUGAUGUCUCCAAUUUUUUCUUGGGCCACGUUGAAGGGAGUGAUAUUGUCAGGUUCCAUUUGUUCGACAUCCAUGCAGCAUGUAAGAAGAAGAACCCAGCUGAAAGGCCUUCCGCCCAGAAGGUCAUGGACACAUACAGGAAAAUUUUAACAUUGCUGCUCAGAGAGGCUGCCAUGCCUGGUACCAGGGAAAUGUUAUAAAUGACUAUGAGAUAUACAUGUACUCUGGUUGAUGUCCUUUUAUUUAUUUAGCACUCACUGGGUGCUAGGUCCUUUACAAACUGGUAACAAGACAAGGUCUCUACCCAAAGAAGAAAGGAGACAAAAUUGACACUUGUGAUGGUUUGGAAAAAGUUAAAUCUGUUUCAUGAAAAAAUUGAAAUGUUUUGACCAAAACCCCCCAAUUUUGAGGGGUUUUAGGUUUUUUUUGUAUCUCCCUUUUCCCUUUUUGCCACUGGAAGAGGAGGAGCAGGAGAGGAAGAUAAAGUAGGAGUGGUAUAUUUGGUUUUGAAAAAAGAACGUGGGUUUUUUUUUGUUUGUUUGCUUUGUUUCUUUUUAAUCAAAACAUUUGAAAAAUUCUUUUUCAAAAAUUCCACAAAAAAUUCUGGCUUUUUUUUUUUUAAGGCCAGUUUUUGUCAAAAAAUGGUUUGAACGAAAAAUUUCAUCCAGCUCUGAGUUACACCUGGAGGAUUAGAGAAAGGAGAGCAACAAAUAAGCAAAGUGAUCCACAUGAGAGAGAGAUAUAUUCCUUAUUAGCUCCAUGCCAAUUCCAUACCACUACCUUGUCUAAACAGUGUCCUCCUCCUCUCCUUUGCACCUUCCUCUCGCUGGUUAUUGGGGGCUGUUCUAAUGGCCAGCCAGCACUCUGCGAUACUGAACAGUUCUUCCUAGGGAAGGCACAGUGAGCUGGUGUCUCCAGCUGUUUAUUGAGGCAGGAGUCUGUCAUGGCUGGUCAGAUAUCUGCUGCUUGAGCAGCUCCAAUCUCCUGAAGAUAUGAUAUGUCAGUCUCUCUAGGCCUAGCUGGAGGUAGUAGCAAGAGCCUGUCUUCAAGGCCCCCCUUGUUCAGAGCAGCUACUUGCUGGCUCUGCCUCCUUCUGCCUUGGGGGGCGUGGGUGGUUUCUGGCUCCAGCUGGAUUGGGGACAGAGGAAGCCCAUCCUGACAGCUCUACUGUCACUUUUCUGUCUGUGGGCCCAAUUGCUGUUGUUCCAGCUCCCACAAGCAUGCUAGGCACUUCGGACAUACAAACAUUACAGGUGUCUGCCCAAAAGAGAUCGCAAUCCAAGAAGUGAACAUACGGGACAAAGGAGCGGGGAACACAUUGCCUUGAUUUCCAAACCCUUGUCCACUUACCCAUUGUAUUCUCAUAAAGGCUUUUUGGAGCAAGAGCCUUGUUUUCCCACGGCUGUGUGAAGUGACUAGCACACUGCAUACACAAUAAUCAUUUUUUUCAUAUAACUUCAUUCCAGAGAUUUUGCUAGUUUGGCUUCUGCAAAUUAGAAGCUCCCUCCCUUCCCCCUGCAUCCCAGAAAAAUCCCACCACCUUCAGAGUAGAAAUGAAGUACUAUCUCUUUGCAUUCACCUUUCCGUGACAGUGUCCUAAUGACCCAACGGGAAGAUGGUGUUAACAAUGGAAAACGAUUUCUUCCUUAGACACUCAAGUAGUAUAAGUAAAGGAAGAGCUGGAGAAUACAAAUCCUUCUGUAUUUUGCAUACAGAAUUCUCUGAGGGCCUGAUACAAAGCCCAUUGAAGUCAAUAGAAAGACUUAUUUGGCUUCACAGAGCUUUGGGUCAGAUUUUUAUUGCCUAGAUUGGUUAUGGGCUUGAUAUAAAUACCUGGACAGAGCAUUAUCAGGGAACAGAAAUGCCUUAGUACAGCAGCAGCGUUUGUUUUCAGCAAUUUGGUUAUGCCCGCACUGCCUCAAUGGACACGUUGAACAUGUGUAGAGUAUUAAUGAUGUCACGUGGACUUUACAGUAACGUACCUCAUGACUUAGUUUUCUGUGGAUUAUACUUUCAAAUACCCAGGAGCAGUGUGGAGUAACUGCCGUGUUGAGUUGAGAUGCAACCUGUGGCAGAGGAGACACACACUGUACUCCCUCUUGGAGAAUUUACUUUUGUUCCUUCUUUUUUUGCUCAUCUCCUUUAAUCUAAAACAAGCCUGAAAAUGUAUGGCUGAUUUUUGGUAUGGAAUAACAUAUCCCACACACUGUGUAGGAGCAUCUGUGAGUCAGACUGGCAGCAAAUUGUUUGCUCACCAGCUGAAAAUACCGCUUCCAAAUAUAUAAAUUUUAAAAAGUGGGAGCAGAGAUCUUGUAUUGGUGACAGUGGUGGCCAUUCUCCUGGUUAUUUGUGAUCACAUGCGGACAGAUUAGCAUGACCGUUUAGUAAGACACAGUCUGCUUCAAGCCUAGCCAGCUAAAAUGCAAGAGAAAUUCUCUUCUGUGGAGGCCUACUAGUAUUAUGUUGCUAUGUUGACUCCAGAUAUAAAAAUCUUGCUUAGAAAUGGGAAAGUUUUUCUGCAAAUGGCUAUGUUAUAGUUGCUCUCAUCUUUUGCUAGUGUUUCAAGUUUGGCUUGUUACAUUAUAUGGAUUUUGUCAUGUGCCCCUACUCCCCCAACCUACUCAUCAGCACCCCUCGCAAGCCUCCUCAUUGCUCUGCUGGGUAGGAGGCGGGGGCCAAGAUCAUAACCAAGAUUUUCAAAAGGAACUUGGGAUUUUUGGAUUUCUCACUCUUUUCGGCAUUCUUGACUUAAAACACCUUAAGGGAGCCUGAUUUAAAAGAAUGCGAAAUGGCAGUGGUAUCAUCCCAUUGAUUCCUAUGGGACUGCUCACAAAGUAAGAGGAUACUCAAUGUGAGUAAAGGUAUCAGGAUCUGCUGCUCCUGUAUUCACAAUAUUGAUCCGAGUUAAAUAGCUUUCAUUUUAGUCAGGUAUGAAGGAAAGCUGGAUGUAUUGAGUAAAAGCUGGACACAGAGUUUAAACAGCUAGCCAAUAAGUUUAUUGUCCAGUUAAAUGGGCUUGCAAGGAAUAUCAAUGUAUGAUGGCUAUAAAAUAGACAUGUUAUACAUCUGCUGUAAAAA